AUGAAGAGCAAGAAGCAGUUUUCAUAUAUUCCUGGCUUACGCGGAUGUUUCUGGCGUUUUUGGCUGUUCGUGGCGCUCUGGCUUGUGCAGCAGCAGAAUGUGUACUCAUCAGGGGCAUCAAGAAAAAAGGCCGCCGAGGAGGACACAGAAUUGGAAGCCGCCGGAGAACUCGCAGGCGAUACGAUGGCUAAAUUGCAUGCAGAACUGGCUGCCCAGCAGGAAAUAACGGACACCCGGCUGGGGUCAGUACUUCUUACAAAGAAUCGACGCCACGUAGUUGCUUUCAUUGUGCUUUUCUUAAUCUUAAUAAGGGCAAUUGUACUUCGCAGGCGGCGAGAGAGCAAAAAGAAGGUUGAAGAAGAAGUUAUACCUCCCCGAGAGGAACCCCAACCGAAAGAGGAAGAAGGAAAAGAAGAAGCAGAAGAAGAGGAAGAAAAGCCUGUUAUAGAAGAGGAGCCUUCACAGGAACAGGUAGUUUUGCAGCCAGGGGGACCUGCGAAAGAAAUACCUCUGCCACAAAUGCCUACGCAAAUUCCCGUGCCAAGACCGAGGCGUAAACCAAAAGCGGAAGUUCCACCUGAAAAACAACCAGAGGAGCCAGGUGCCGAUGGAGAGCCAGAAGAAUCCGUGAAGAGGCCGGUAACUCGUGCAAGGAAGACUCGGAAGGAAUUUGUCCGGAAGGAGAUGCCUCCUCCCGAGGCCCCUACCCAGGUGCAGCCAGGUAUUGAAGAGCAAGUGGAAGAAGAAGAACCUGUCCAACAACCGACUCAGCCACAACCUGAUGAGCCUCCACCGAUACAACCUACCUUGCCGCAGCUUCCAGAACAACCAGUUGCAGGUCCAGCGCCUGGCGUUCCAGAAGUGGCGUAUAUGGAACCUUCUGUCCCUCCAACUGUCGUCACUGUGCCGCCCGACGAAGUCGGAGAACCCGCCCCUGUGACAGUUAUCCACGAGGACGAGGAGCUGCCAGAAUUGAGGGCUCGGCGGAGCCUCAAGAGCUUGGAUGCUGUUCCAAUUAAGUUGUCUGUAGCGACGCUGUCUUCGGUGGAAAAUACCGCUGUAACUGUGAAACAGGAGAAUGACACGCAGCUUAGUAUCUUGAGGUCAGCACAAUUCAUAGAUGAGUGCGAAGCAGAUGAGUUCGUCGAUAUUUACGCAGCCGUUGCUGCGCUGAACUUCAGGAUGAAAACCUUGCAGCGCUUGGCUGAACUGGAUGCCGCAUUGAACAGAGAUAUUCUAGAGAUGCAGAAGAGGUGGAUGAAGGGGAUGCUUCAGCUCGGCCGGAUACCGCUCGAGGUGGAUGCAAAUUUGGUUCAGGAACUUAAUGUACUAUUCUCACAGAGCCGUCAAGCACCUCCGGGUCAGUCAGCUUCUGGAAUAACAGCCGCAGAUAUGCAAAUCAUCAGGGGUAUGUUUAUUCGGCAGCAUGAGGAUGUGCAAGCUAUGGAAAAGGCAACAAGCUUCGACACUGUUGCCACUAUGUAUGAACGCGCGAGGAUGUUCAACCAAAAGCUCGAAGGCAUAUUGGAUGUGCAGAAGAACAAGUUGCGUGCAGCUCUGGAGCGCCAGCCGCUCACCAAGGAAGAGGCCACCGCUGCGGCUGAGGCGAUGGCGAAAAUUGCUGACACUGCCGUCGACGAAGGCGAAGAAUGCUGGCGUUACUUGCAGACUGUGAACUCAGAGAUUAGCGGAAAAUAUGAAGAGGGACCCGGAGGAUUUGGCGGCAAGGCGUUGUUGCAAAAGCUGACAACUAAGAAAAAAGCCGGUACUGCUGAGCAAGCAGAGAGUGCGUUUUGCUUUGACAGCGCGAUGGCAAGUGAUGUGAAGAAGCAUUUUCCCGAGCAGUGGCGCGACAUCGAAGCCUUUUCGAAGGAUCAGUGGAUGAAGGUGAAAGAUAUGCUCGAGAAGGCGAAGAAGGGGGCAAAGUACAAACUCGAUAAAGAGGGAUUUGGAUCCAGUGCACUGGAUAAGAAAACAAACCUGAGGGUGGAGACGGCAAGGAAGAAAGCAGAGGCAGGGGGCCCCUCAAUGCUAAUGCGAUAUUAUAGCAGAUUAGUAAAGGAAUUUGAGGCGUAUGAGAGUGUGGUGAACGCUGCAUUGAUUUAUCCAUUCCGGCGCGGGUCACAGCAGUGGAGUGAGUUAGGGGAACUGAAAUCGCGAUUCGACUCUGAAAAGGCACUAGCAAGGGGAAGCCGAGAUUUUGACGCGAUACCUGAAUAUACAGCUACAAUGCUGCAGACAUGCUUGAAAAUCUGGAGUCUGGUUGAAGCAGAAAGAGAAAUUCAACUUAAAGGGGCAAUGGAAAAGGCGCGCAUUGAUCUCCAUGAUUCAGCGCAGGGUUAG
Molecule: messenger RNA, 2343 nt
Organism: Eimeria mitis
Lineage: Eukaryota; Apicomplexa; Conoidasida; Eucoccidiorida; Eimeriidae
Exons: 2
Coding region: 1-2343 (780 amino acids)
Source: RefSeq, a predicted model, not a curated record